UUGUUAACUUCCUAUACCGGUACCCUUCGGGUUCAUCAGAGCAAAGUUCGAGUGCGUAAAAAUGACCCAACCGUACGUAAUCCGUGUUAUGGAGGAGAUGGGCUGGGGUACCGACCGGAGUUUCAUUCCGAUUGCCAACGAGGCCAACAAAAAACUGCUGGAAUAUGUCAACCAGCUGGGUGAUCGAAAGACAAACUGUACCGGGCGGGUGCAGGACAGCGAUCGGCGGCUGGCCAACCUGCAGGUGCACCUGAAAAAUGCCAAAGUGGAGUUCGAACAGAAUCAGAAUCUGAUGGGUGCGGACAAGAGCCAAAUCGAUACGGAGCACAACAUGCUGAAGCUGGCGGAAAAUGACAGUGGCCGGUUGCGGAAGCUGGCCAAAGAGGCACAAUGUGAAACGGAGGAACUGGAGAAGCACGAUCAACGUUCGCAGAAGGAAAUAAAACGACUCGCCGCCAGCAUGGAGCGCCUUACCGAGCGAAUCAAGUGGGCCAAGGCAGCGCUGCUCGAGUGGCAACAGGUGAUGGGAAGCGGCGACGAAACCAACAAACUGAUCGCCAGGUACAGCCGACAGGAUGCGGGCCGUGCCGAGGGGUUGGAAGUGAAGCGGAAGAUUCUCGAAGUGAAGGUUUCCAAGCGGCGUACUACUCUGGUUGAUCUAGCCGAAGAAUAUCGCUCACUGGAGCAGGUCCUGGAGCGCACCUCUCAGCUCUACCGGCAAGCGCAUUCCGAACGCAGACAGCUGGUACUAACGUGGAAGGAAGCCGUCAAGCAUAUGAACCAACGUGAGGAAGAUAUCAAGACGGUGGAAGCUGAGAUCGAACGGGCACGGGAGUUGAGCGCUUUGCUGAACGAGGAUCUGCAGGCGCAGGUUGAUUUUCUGGAGGAGCAGCAACGAAAUAACAGGGAGAUAGAGAUAGGCAUAGCUGAAUUGAAUGUGGAUGCUUCAAAGCUUCGAAACCGGCUGAAUACUUUGACGGAUCACGUACAGCUCAGAACCAACGAGUAUCAAGUUACGAGAAAGGCUGUUCAAAACAUUUCCAACAAGCUGACAAGCAUGCGCAAUAAGAACCGCCGAGCGUUGGCGGAAGAAGUAGAGAAGGAGAAGCAAAUCAACGUAAAUCUGAGUCUGUUAGAACAAUUGAGAGACAAGUACGAGAACUUCAAAAGUAAAACGUUGUGUGCGCAAGAACGGUUGCGACAACUGAAUGAGAUUGUAGAACAGGAGGAGAAACAGAUGAAAGUACUGAGCGAUGAGACGGCACGGCUGUCUUCAGCGCUUUAUCGAGCACAAACUCAGCUAUUGGCAUUGAAAGAUGAGGACAAACUGUUGAAGAUCGAAAUAGUUUCGCUGGAGUCGGGAAUUGUUAAAAUUAAAGCAGCGAUGAAAGUUCAGGAAAGAGAAAUCAUUAGACAAAUGGAGAUCUCUUACAACGUGGAUUACAAUAUGGAAAAGAUUGCAAUGCGUAUAGCAAACAUGCGUGGGGAGAACAAGCAAGAGGGCGCUAAUCGAGCACAUGCUAAACUAAUGCAAGCGGAAUCCAUACUUUCGGCCAGGAAGCAAAACUACUCGUUGCUGCAAACACAAAUAUCUAAAGUUCAGAUAGAUUUCCGUUACUUGAAUACGAUUUAUCAGCAGGACAGUGAAGACAUUGAGCGAAUGACUGGCAAACUGAAGGAAAAGAUAUUGAUAGUGGAAGGAGGGGAGAAGAAGUUGCGACAAUUUACGACUGAAAAUCAGGAGCGAUUGGUCGAAAAGAGUCUACUGAAGAUGAGGAUCAAUCAGAUGGAAUCGCGAGUAAAUAAACAGAAUGAUAAAAUGUACACAUUGGAACGGCAUCGCAUGGAGCUGGAAACGGCGAUCAACGAACGAUUGAUUGAUAUACGUUCGCAAAAGGAUAUGCUGCUGUUGAAGAAGAAGUAUCUGCAGGAUGAACGGGCACAGCUUAAAGCGGACAUAAGUGAGAGAGCGCUUAAGAUCGAACAGUUGAAGAAUCGUUAUGAUCUGUCACUGGAUCUGCUGGGGAAAAACGAUGAUGGUACUAUCGUUACAGCGACUCAGAUCAAGAUACAGAAUGCCCAAGAGAAAUACAUGCUGUUGCGAGAAGGUAGUGAAUUGAACGUGAAAAUCCUGAAAGCAGAGGAUGACCUCAAAGCACUGGAGAAUACAUUGAAGUUGAUGAAUUUUUCAAAUGAAAAUUACAAGCGUGGUUUCUCAAAGGUCGAAGAGGAUGAGCCGGAAAUGCAGCAGAUGCAGCAAAUACAAAAUGACUACUGCAAAGCAUUGACGGCUCUGAAAAGUGUUCGAACUGAUUUAGUGCUGAACACCGAUAACUUGCACAAUCUGAACGAGGAACGCGAGCAUAGUGAUAGGGGUUUAGAAGCAGCACAGAAACAUCGACUCGAUAACAAUGAUAUUCUGCUGAAGAUUCAGAAGGAACUUCUUGAUCAGAAGACGAAAAUUCAACGAGCGGAACGUGAGCUGCGGUUAGCUAUUAAAGCUGCCAAAUCGAAAACGAAUGAUGAAGAUCUGCUGGUCACGUUCCAGAAAGAUUUGAGCCUAAAGGAGCUCGAAGAGAGAAACAGCCUGGUACUGCAUCAAAUCGCUGAUCUGAUCGAACUAUUCCCGGAGAUGAAUCCCACGGUGAACAAGUAUUUCUAUGACAAGGGGUUAAGACUUCCCACGGUGCGUCGCACUAAAAGUCAGAUCUCGUGGCGUAGUGAGAAUUCACCGGGAUCGGAGUAUAGCGGUCGGGCUGAUAGUACUUCCUCCAAACCUAUGUCGAAAAUGUCGAUCUGCUCCACGUCAACCCGCUCAUCGGAUUCGUCGGACAACAUUGCCAAAUCGUUCGAUAACAGAAUGAGCGCCGGGCUUUCGGUCAUUCUAAUUGAUUUCCCCGGAGCCAGUAGCAAGAAGACGCAGGGAACGAUGAAAAAGUAGUACGCGGGUAAUUCUUUCAAAUUCGAAUCGCUAAAUUUAAAUAAUAGCAAUAACCGGUUGA
Messenger RNA from Topomyia yanbarensis, 3002 nucleotides. RefSeq names its product coiled-coil domain-containing protein 39 (gene Ccdc39). NCBI's taxonomy places the organism in Eukaryota, Metazoa, Arthropoda, Insecta, Diptera, Culicidae. The record is from RefSeq and is a predicted model, not a curated record. Gene Ontology annotation, biological process: cilium-dependent cell motility; inner dynein arm assembly; cilium movement. The transcript is spliced from 3 exons. Gene Ontology annotation, cellular component: axoneme. Bases 62 to 2941 code for a protein of 959 amino acids.